Lichtheimia ornata is the source of this 2010-nucleotide messenger RNA. RefSeq lists its product as uncharacterized. The coding region runs from base 1 to 2010 and encodes 669 amino acids. The record is from RefSeq and is a predicted model, not a curated record. Gene Ontology annotation, molecular function: protein binding. NCBI's taxonomy places the organism in Eukaryota, Fungi, Mucoromycota, Mucoromycetes, Mucorales, Lichtheimiaceae. The transcript is spliced from 2 exons.
AUGGCAGGCUCGAUUCGGAACGAUUCAUGCAAACAGCCCACGCUCAAAGCCUCUUCUGAAAAAUAUGCACAGCUUGUUCACGAUUCAACGACACAGCUCCAUCAAUCCCUUGAACCCAUCUUGACAGCUUUGGAUCGACGCGCCAUGGGAUUGACAAAGCUUGCCAACUUUGAAUCAGCUCUUCACAAUGCCAACCUCAUACAGCAACUCUCGCCUUCGUCAGCACUUGGUUACUUACGGGAGGCCGAUGUGUACAGUGAACAAGGCAAACAACAUCAUGUAAUUGCUAUCUGCAACAAGGGGCUCGAUAGGGUCGACACCAAUGAUAAGCACUAUGCGACACUACAGCAGGUCAAAGAGGAUGCUGAGCGACGCCAAAACACACAUGUCGACUUUAUGAAACAACUACCUCCCGAAAUUGUAAUUGAAACACUCAUUCCCAUGUUGUUGGACGAUUCUCCUAUGAGCUCAACUACGGCAAGCCCCUAUUUGUAUGUAUCCAAUGUAUGGCGUGAUCGUAUUGUUCAGUGCUUCAAUGGGCUACGUUUCGAGGUUCGAGAUACCGCAUGCCACAAUCUGGCACAUGUGAUUGAGCUUUCCCAGUGUAUCAGGAAAUUGGAGAUGGGCCGAGGUUCCAACGAGGGAUGGUUUUGUGAUUUGUUACGCAAUCAUGACUUUUGUUCGCUACGGGAGCUAUGCAUUGACUAUUAUUCUACUAAAGGCGUUGAUCCCUUGCUUUCAUGCUUCAAAUCAAUCGGCAACGCUUUGACAGAAUUGGUUCUCGAUAUCCAUUGUAUGAGCAUCGUGUCUAUGGCGGAUAUCAUGCAAUCGUGCCCAAACAUGGUAUCACUGGAUCUAACCCAGCCAUGUGUUCCGGAUUUCAGCACUCUACCAAUGACAGCGUGGCCAAAGUUGACAUCGCUAUGUGUGAAGAGCACCGCCGGCAUAAUGUGCUUUACGCAUGAUGACAUACAUGACAUUGGAAAGCGUUUUGGAUCACUCAAUCGACUUGGAUUUUAUCCAUGCUUUGACAAGCAAAUAACACCCAUCGUCUUGCAUUAUUAUCCAUCUAUGACUCGUCUCGAGGUUUUAUGUGCACGUGAUGGUGCUCAGCGCAUUUACAUGACACAAGGAAUUCGAUGCGCUGAGAGUGGGAUCAUGGAUUUUUAUAUGGAGGCGGAUCCUAUGCAAGGCUAUGUUCCAUGGGGUAUUUUGACCCAUGAACUAAGGCAGCAACAAAACACAAUUGAAUGCAUUGAAUGCAACCUCAAUCUUCGCGAGACACUACGUGAGCGGGAGGAUCACAAAGAGAUCUACACCAUCAAGUACGGGCGACUGAAGCAACUCUCUCUUUCUAAAUCGGGAUGGUGGAUACCACGCAACGCACCUAUGCUAGAGGAAUUGCGUAUAACUGCAUACAUCAUCAAGAAAAACGUUGCUGUACUUGAUACAAUACCACCCAAAUUGAAAAAGCUGGAGUUGGAUCUUGAUCAUGAUUUUGAUCUUCGCUACAAAGCACCCCUCGAACGAUACCUUAAACGAUUCGCAUUGCGCUCUCAUUUGAAGGAGCUUGUUAUUCAUUUCUCGAACUCAGAAAACAUUGACACUAUCCUCAAUGCAAUCCAUUGCCUUGAUCAGCUUCAACGUCUCAUGAUCAGCUUUACAACAACGUGGGAUUACUAUCAAAUGGAAAGGUUUAUCGAUGGGCUCGUCAAAGGAUGUCCAAAAGUAGCCUGCCUUGAGAUCGAAUGCGAAAACGCACCAUCCACAUCCUUAAUCAACGCUUUGAAAGGGCUGGAACAUUUGGAACAAUUUACAUUUUCAAUCAACGACAUGGAAGGCGAUGAUGGCUUUUGGCAAGCGAUUCAAGGCAUAUCACAGCUCAAAUGUAUUCGGGUCUACCCAGCAAGUGCAGCCAACAUGGAUGCAAUCAGGCGUCUUCAGGGACAACGGCGUGACAUGAAAAUUAUUCUCGAUCCCAGAUUCACACGCUUUGAAGAUGUCUUGUAA